AUGGCGCGGAGGUACCGCUCGCGGGGCAGCUCGCGCCCCGACCGCUCUCCUGCCAUCGAAGGGAUAAUCCAGCAGAUCUUUGCAGGCUUCUUCGCGAACUCAGCGAUCCCUGGAUCCCAGCACCCCUUUUCCUGGAGUGGGAUGCUGCACUCGAAUCCCGGGGACUACGCGUGGGGACAGAGCGGCCUUGAUGCCAUUGUCACCCAGCUCUUGGGACAGUUGGAAAACACUGGACCGCCUCCAGCUGACAAAGAGAAAAUCUCAUCUCUCCCGACAGUGACAGUAACUCAGGAACAAGUUGAUACGGGUCUGGAGUGUCCUGUGUGCAAAGAGGACUACGCGGUGGCGGAGCAGGUCCGGCAGCUCCCCUGCAACCACUUCUUCCACAGCAGCUGCAUCCUGCCCUGCCUGGAACAGGGCCCCUUUGAAGGGCUGAGGACCCGGCCCUCGCUCCGCGGCCCCUCACGGAAAGGUGGCAAAAAUGGGAAAACCCUCCCCGUUCGGGGCUUCCUUUCGGCCAAGGGGGCACGGGAACAAGAGGGGCUUUUCCACAAGGAAAAGUCUCCCCCGGCUGGUGGAGGCUGGUGCUCGAGUCCUAAUGUGGACACGGGCUGCCCGGAUCCCUCCGAGCUGCGGAUCCAGGAGCGCAUCCCUAUGGACACGGGCUGCCCGGAUCCCUCUUCACUGUGGAUCCAGGAGCGUAUCCAGAGGGGCUGCAUCCCCAUGGACACGGGCUGCCUGGAUCCCUCCUUGCUGAGGAUCCAGGAGUGUAUCCAGAGGGGCUGCAUCCCUAUGGACAUGGGCUGUCCCGAUCCCUCCUCGCUGUGGAUCCAGGAGCGCGUCCAAAGGGGCUGCAUCCCUAUGGACAUAGGCUGCCCAGAUCCCUCCCUGCUGCACUUCUAG
Tinamus guttatus (white-throated tinamou) is the source of this 903-nucleotide messenger RNA. The record is from RefSeq and is a predicted model, not a curated record. NCBI's taxonomy places the organism in Eukaryota, Metazoa, Chordata, Aves, Tinamiformes, Tinamidae.